AUGGCAUCAGUUGAAGAUACCCCCGAUGGAACCGGUAAGAACCGACUCCUCCCCCGCACGGGCACUACUUACGAUAACAAUUCCCCAGCUGUUCUCAAGCUCGAUCCAUGGCUUGAACCCCACAAGGACGUCCUGAAGCACAGAUACAGCUUGGUCGAGAAAUGGGCCAACGAAAUUAAAAAGUCAGAGGGCGGCUUGGACCAAUUUAGCAAGGGCUACGAAUCCUUCGGUCUUGUUGUACAGCCUAAUGGCGACAUUACAUACCGUGAAUGGGCUCCCAAUGCGAAGGAGGCAUCACUAGUCGGUGACUUCAACAACUGGGAUGUUAACGCCAACCCAAUGACCAAGAAUGAUUUCGGAAUCUGGAACGUGACCGUGCCAGCGAAGGCUGGCAGCCCUGCUAUUCCCCACGAGAGCAAAAUAAAGGCAAGCACUAGCCCGUACCAACAGAUCACCCUGGUCCUACCCGACGGCGAACGCAUCUACCGCAUCCCAGCAUGGAUCAAACGUGUCGUGCAGGAUCUCAACGUAUCCCCGACCUACGAUGCCGUCUUCUGGAACCCACCCGCCAACGAGCGGUAUACUUUCAAGCACCCGCGACCCAAGAAGCCGGAGAGCCUGCGCAUUUACGAAGCGCACGUCGGCAUCUCGUCUCCCGAAACACGUGUCGCUACCUACAAGGAGUUUACCAAGAACAUGCUUCCGCGCAUCAAGUAUCUCGGCUACAACUCUAUUCAGCUGAUGGCUGUUAUGGAGCAUGCAUACUACGCCAGCUUCGGCUACCAGGUGAACAACUUCUUCGCGGCCAGUAGCCGCUACGGGCCGCCCGAGGACCUGAAAGAGUUGAUCGAUACAGCACACAGUCUGGGACUGGUAGUCCUGCUGGACGUAGUGCAUAGCCAUGCGUCGAAGAACGUGGAGGAUGGUCUGAACGAGUUCGACGGUACCGACCACCUGUACUUCCACGGAGGAGGAAAGGGUCGUCACGACCAGUGGGACAGUCGGUUGUUCAACUACGGUAACCAUGAAGUUCUGCGUUUCCUCCUCAGUAAUCUCCGCUUCUGGAUGGAGGAGUACCAGUUUGACGGAUUCCGUUUUGACGGUGUGACCAGUAUGCUCUAUGUCCACCACGGAAUUGGAAGUGGCUUCUCGGGCGGAUAUCAUGAGUAUUUCGGUCCUUCUGUUGACGAUGAGGCUAUCACAUAUCUGGCUCUUGCCAAUGAAUUGCUGCACGACCUUUAUCCAGAGUGUAUCACCAUCGCUGAAGAUGUCUCCGGUAUGCCGGCCCUAUGUCUGCCACAUGCUAUUGGCGGCGUUGGAUUUGACUACCGUCUUGCCAUGGCAAUCCCAGAUAUGUACAUCAAGCUCUUGAAAGAGCAGGAAGACUCCGAAUGGAACAUUGGCAACCUCGCCCACACCCUGACAAACCGUCGACACGGCGAGAAGACAAUCGCAUAUGCCGAAAGCCACGAUCAAGCCCUUGUCGGCGACAAGAGUCUCAUGAUGUGGCUCUGCGACAAAGAACUCUACACCAAUAUGUCCGUCCUCACGGAAUUCACACCGAUAAUCGAACGCGGCAUGGCCCUGCACAAGAUGAUCCGCCUAGUAACCCACAGUCUAGGCGGCGAAGGCUACCUUAACUUUGAAGGCAACGAAUUUGGCCAUCCAGAAUGGCUCGAUUUCCCGCGCGUCGGUAACGACAAUUCCUUCUGGUACGCGCGCCGUCAGCUAAACCUGACAGAAGACCCGCUGCUGCGAUACCACUUCCUAAAUGACUUCGACCGCGCAAUGCAGCUGACAGAGGCGAAGUACGGCUGGCUUCAUUCCGAGCAGGCGUUCAUCAGCCUCAAAAACGAGAGCGAUAAGGUGCUUGUCUUUGAGCGGGCCGGUUUGCUUUUCAUCUUCAAUCUUAAUCCCACACAGAGCUUUUCGGAUUAUCGGGUUGGUGUUGAUGUUCCUGGCACUUAUCGCAUUGUGCUUGAUACUGAUGAUCCGGCUUUUGGGGGUUUGGGGCGUAAUGCUAAGGAUACGCGCUUCUUUACUACUGAUCUGGCUUGGAACGGAAGGGCCAAUUUCACUCAGGUUUAUAUUCCUACUCGGACUGCUUUGGUCUUGGCUUUGGAAGAUAGCCUGUGA
Penicillium taxi is the source of this 2136-nucleotide messenger RNA. Its product is annotated as 1,4-alpha-glucan branching enzyme GLC3. The record is from RefSeq and is a predicted model, not a curated record. Gene Ontology annotation, cellular component: cytoplasm. Lineage: Eukaryota; Fungi; Ascomycota; Eurotiomycetes; Eurotiales; Aspergillaceae. The coding region runs from base 1 to 2136 and encodes 711 amino acids. The transcript is spliced from 5 exons. Gene Ontology annotation, molecular function: hydrolase activity, hydrolyzing O-glycosyl compounds; cation binding; 1,4-alpha-glucan branching enzyme activity. Gene Ontology annotation, biological process: glycogen biosynthetic process.